AUUAAAACUUUGGCUAAACACAGAUACAAAAAUUUAAUAUGGAUGGGGAGUUAAGUGCUUUCGGUUUUACGGUCAACAUUGUGUUGACAGUCCUUGCGUCCGUCUUGGUAUAUUUGUAUGCCUAUUGGCAUUAUUAUGUAAAUGAGGAGCGAAAUGAACUGACUGUUUCGAAAUUACUGGCUACCAAUCUACCCGAUUUGCCGCCAAUCAAAUUGAAUCUGGAUCAGUUGUUGGGAUUCGAUGGGACACGAAGUGAUGGCAGAAUACUGGUGGCGCUAAGGGGAAAGAUCUACGAUGUAUCCAGUGAUUUCGAGGAAUUCGGUUUAACCGGCACCCUAUCUCAUGUAGCUGGCAGGGAUUUUACGAAUUAUCUCAAAUCAAUAAUGGACACGCACAAUUCGGAGAUCAACUAUGUGGAUCGUUGGGAAUCCAUACUGGAAACGAAUUAUUCAUGUGUCGGUGAAGUCAUCGAUGAGCAGGGCAAUCCUCUUAUGGGAAAAAUUGAAAAUCAUGAUGUAGAUGUAAUGGAGGAAACUGAGGAGGACAUGAUAGAACCCAUCAAAGCUAAUGAAAAGUCAAUGAAAUCAGUUUUAACUGCCGAAACAUUGCCAUCGGAAACCAAAUCACAGAAAUGUUUAGAAGAAUCCAAUUCCAAAAUUCUUAUCCAUGCGCAAAUUUCCGAUUGUUAGAAAUGAAAAUUAUAAAAUUUCGCUAUAAC
This is a messenger RNA of Drosophila melanogaster (fruit fly), 718 nucleotides long. It is a transcript of the gene t-cup, whose product is annotated as tetleys-cup. Bases 39 to 689 code for a protein of 216 amino acids. The record is from RefSeq and is marked reviewed. The transcript has a single exon. Lineage: Eukaryota; Metazoa; Arthropoda; Insecta; Diptera; Drosophilidae.